GGAAAAAGUUGGGUUAAAUUUUUGUUUAUUUAUGACACGAAACGUCAUGUCAUAGCCAAAAAUUAUCAGACAAAUAACAAACUAAUAAUUAACCAAAAUGAAUGGUCAAAUGAAAAGUAGCCCAGAAUCGCAACUUCAGAUGGCUAUUAGCAUCCUUCUGGAGUCAAUAGCUGAUAAGAGCCAGAUUGUGAUUGAGACGGUCAAUAGUUCAAUACGAAAAUUAGCCGAGAAGCACCCAAAUCAAGUCCUCAACUCUUGCUGUCACUUCUGCGAACGUACCCCAAAACCAACAAACGAACACCUCUCUGCGAUACUCUCAAUAAUGGAAAAAAUAUGCAUUGAACACAUUGUUGCAAUCGAUGGUGACACAAUUCUCCUAAUGAUUGACUUUUCUUUGCGUACUAUGAUCGAAAAUCAAAAUUACGAGCCCAUUGUCCAAAUGCCAGCUUCAAACGUUUUAGUGGCUUUGGGGCGAAAACACCACAUUCAGGUGAUGGAAAGCCUUCUCGGAAAAUUAGAAGUUGGGGUCAUACCGCACUACAUGAUCCCACACACUUUAGGAGCCUUAGCAAACGCCAACGCUUUUGGUGUUAUCCCCUAUCUCAAAAAUAUUCUUGCCAUUAUGUUGCCACUUUUAGGCGGAGUUAAAUUCGAUCCGUUGAAACAAGCUUUUUCUUACGCUUUGGGUAGUUUUUGCGAGGCUUUGGUUGAAUACACCUCAAACAUAGAUCAAGUGCCUGAUAACACUAUCACUAUAGAAAACUUCCAAGUCGAAAUAGGCAUGGCCUACGACAUUUUAUUCUCUUCGUGGUUGCAAACACGCGAACCCAAAGUCGCAGCAAGUGUCCUUAACGCUCUAUCUGCUAUUUUCCUCGUAUUAAGUGUGGAGAAAGUCACUCAACACACUCCCAGAAUCAUCCACACUCUCUUGAACUUGUACAAGAGGCAAGUAGAUGCUUACAACAUUACUAAAUGUUUGGGGGCAAUAAUACAAAAGGCUGCACGCGUCAAUGGAACGUUACUGGAGCCUCUCCUUUCAAACAUUUUGCAAGUUUUAUCCGACUUAGUGUGCGUUUCUCCCGAUUACGCUCAACCAGACCUCUUGAGAAAUCAUUCAGAGGUAUUGAGGUGUUACGAGUGUUUCGCUCUCCAUUUUACCGACAAUACCGUCGACCAGCUUAUCAUGCAACUGAAAAACAAUAACGAAAAAGAGCGAAUUAAAGCGAUUUUAGUCAUCACACAUUUGACAUCGUAUUCAACCGAACACGCGAUUCAGAGGAGGUUCAAAGACAUUGUCCGCCACUUGAGCGAAAUGCUCAACGAUCCGAACAUAAGGGUGAAGAAAGCCAUGAUGAAAAUAAUCGUGGCGUUUGCUUGUAAAGGGGUUCUUUUAAAUAAAGAAAUCAACCCCGACGGUCCCGAAAAAUACAUGGAAUUUCUUCUAAAAUUGUGCUGCAAGCCGGCCAAUUUAAAAAAUAACGAAAUAGACGGAGGCGAACUCUUUGACAUACAAAAAUCAGCCGACAACACUUUAUGCAUGUUGAGUACUUCUGUUCCCGAGCUGGAGUCAACUUUGUGGAGUCUUUUGAUGCAGUGUUUCCUCGGUCCGUCUUACGAUGACGCUGUUGUUGUUCUAUUGCGUUGUUUGACUCACUUAGCAUCGAGGAAAACAACAACAGAAGUGUGCGAAGGCGCUUUUGUCCGUUGUGUGACUUUACUAGCCAUGCCUUUGCCCGGUUUUAGAGGCACUUUUUUGUUGAAUUUUCUCAAAAAUAUCCGACCUUGUGACGUAGAGCGGUACAAAUCGGUCUGGGAUUUGAAAAUCCCGCAACUAGUCAAGUAUUUAGAGCAGAAUUAUGAUAAUUUUAACCACUUGGAAUGGCAGGACUUGGUGUUUGAUUUUCUGAGUAUUUUGCUUGAGUCUAUAAAAGAUCAGAAGUUCAACGAGACGCUUAUUUUAACAGCGCGGAAACAACUAGAAAUGUACAAUAAUAACAGAUACAUGAGCAGCGGGGCCGACCCUUCAGUCAAACAAACCGAGAAACACUUUCUGCUCAAAUGCUUGGCAAUGAUCCUGUGCCACUCGCAAGAGAAAGAAAUUAUUCUACAAACUUUGGACGAUAUUUUAGUAAAUGCGAAGCUGACUGAUUACUCUGAACUCAACGCUUGUGCUGAAGCUGUCGGUAUUUGUUCAAGAGUCCACUUGCAGUACGUCUUGGACAAACUCUCCCUGAUCAGAAAAGACGUCUUACUUAAAAAAUCGUCGAAGUUUUUUUCUUUCCUCAAAGACCAGAAACACGAAUUGGGGAUUGAGAGGAUAAGGUAUGUUAUAGUCUCGAGUUACGCUGAGAUUUGUAACGAGGCUUCCACCGAUAAGUUACUGAAAGUGAUCGAGUCUGAAAUCCUCGAUUUCGUUGUAAAUGAAUUAACAAAUGCUAAGGAUUUUUCCAUUCGUAAAGUUUGCUUACGUGCAAUUGGAAGUGUGGGCGAUGCCAUGCAUCCAAACAGAAAUUCGCUCCAUAUCCGAAUGCUUGACAGGGACAAGGUUUUGCAUUUGGUGGCUUCACAGGUGCACCUGCACAGCGGUCCCGAAUACAUCGAGUUGUUCCCGGUGAUUUUGCCAGUGAUUACGUCUCUAGUGCGCCUCCCGUUGCCACUCGAGUCGGACCAAAGGCUGAAAUUACUGAAACUUUGCUUCGAUAAUGUGUACAAUGCUUCCGCAAUUUAUUGUAAAAUAAACAGUGAUAACGAUAAUUACUACGGGGACUUGAAAUUAGUCCCGUUCGUCACAUCAAGCUUCACGAAGUUGAAUCAGCUCGUCCAGGAGUUGCUAAUGCAGACUUUGUCACCUGCGACGCUGGAUGAGAUCGUGACGUUGCUUGAACCUUGGCUGAGGCGAAGAAAGGCGGAACAAAGGCUUCCAGCGGUUGAGACUUUAAGACUGGUCCUUCAGACGUACUUAGACAAUAUGAAAUUUGCGUACGAUUGCCCGACAACGUUUGGGCAGACGGGGUCUCUGCUGGCGAAGAUAGUGCCCAGGUGCACCGACCCCAACAAAAAUAUUAGAAAGGUGGCAACUGAGUGUCUCUGUCUUGUCCUUUGCAUCGCUUCGCGAUACGAGGGUCACAUGCGGGACCACGACAAACAGCUAAGCAAUUCAAUGCAACACAUCCAGCAACAAAUCGACUCAGACGAUCCCAAACUCCUGUACAAUCUAACAUCAGACUUGGCCCACAUAAUAUGCGUAAACCUCCCCCACUUCCAACUCAUCCACCUUGUGGAUGGCCUAAUUGACGCUUUGCUGGACUGCGAAGCCUCAAGUUCGAAUGGCAGCAGCGUGGUGCUAAACAUGACACUCAAAAGCAAGGGUAGCGAGCUCCAAGGCCACGUCAACACGAUUCUGGACAAACUAAUAAUCCAACUUGGCAAAAUUCAAUGUGCCAGAACCCGUUCGUCAACAUUACGGAGCAUUUUAAAUUUUGCAACCCACCAUUCGAAAGCCGUGUGCCAAAUCCUGCUCAACCAACCCUUGCCGUUCGACGGUUCAAUUUGCGAUUGUUGGGCUGUUUUAUCAACCGACCAAACCCUAGUUUUGGAUUUAUUCGACAAUUUGAAGAAAGUCAUCAAACAAACAGCGCUUUAUGAAGAGCAAGGCAACGGCGAGAUUAAAAUUGCGACCUUGCAGCCGUUGCAAGCCGUGUGCGCCUUUCACGAGUUGCUGAAAAACACCCAAUUGAAGGACAUCUGCAAGCAGCACUUCCCCGAAAUAUUCGCGAUUUUUUUGGUGACUUUGGCUUCGUAUAUUGGAACCUCUGCCCCAGCUAUCAAAUUCAACAGCGAUAAAAAGGAGAAAUACGGUUUUGUUCUAAACCGGGAAGCUUUCAAGCUAAAACCCGCCAAAAUCGCGUUAGAAACGUUGAAAUCGUUUCUGAUUUGCUGCGCCUACACGCAGACUGCGGGUUGUUUGACCAAUUUAAUUAACGUGGAGGCGAAUGAAGAGUUGUCGGCGUUCCUGGAAACCAUGUCGUGUCUCGUUGAAGACGUGUGUGUGGAGAAUCCCGAGUCGCUUUCGUGGCUGGUGGCCUGCUUGGGGCCGUAUAUUCGGGCCGAGUUGGAGCCACAAAGAGUGGCCGUUGUGGCGUUCUUUGCCUAUUUGUUGAAACAGAAAGCGAAUCAUCAAACUGUUCUUGCGGAGAAUUUGCUAGAAAUGGUCUUGGAUGUGCAGAUGGAUUCCAGCUGCUUGGUUAGGAAGAUUGCUCUGCAGGCGUUGGGGUUUGCAGCAGAGGCUCUGAACACGGAUUUGGUCUCCAGGCAUUGUUCCCCGAUUUUGAGCGUGCUGAUGAAUAGUCUGGAUUACAACAGCAUCGGAAACGAAAGCGACGUCAUCCUUGAGGGAAUGCUGAGUUUUUCGAAACUGUUGACAACCCUCGAGGGUCGCAAAUUCGGCACGUGUCAAGUGACGGCAGCUGUGCGAAUCAAGCCGCUCCUUGACCAGGAAGACGUCUCACUUCGCAGGGCUUCUUUUCGCCUCUUGGGCGAUUUGGCGGCCUCCUUGGGCCCCGAAGCCAACGUUGAAGCGUUCAAAGAACAGGUUCAAGGCAACUUCAUUACCCUUAUUCUGCACUUGUGCGAUCCCGACGUUAACGUGAUCAAAACUUGCAAGUACACUUUACGCAAAGUGGCGAUUUAUUUGGACAGCCCCAAAGUGAACUCGAUGGUUCAGGAGCAUCUAAUUGACGAAGCGAACUUGCAUUACGUCGAUUUCAUCAAAGAUUUGGUUAAAUUAAUGGCGGAGGAAAUGCAAGAUUUGUUCAAUUUGUUCGUGAUGACGAGUUUGUCGUACUUGAAGAGCCCGUGGGUUCCGAUCAGGAGCAGCGCGGCUCUUAUGGUGGGGCUGCUAUUUUCACAAUUGAGUGCUGAGAAUAAGCAAAGGAUCUCGGUGGAUACGGUUUGUGAUAAGUUGAUGAGAUUGGUUAAUGACGAGCACGAGGAGGUGAGGAUGAGGGCCGUGCAAGCGAUCGCGUACUUAUUUAUUGAUUAAAAUUCUCCCCUUUUUGGUAUUUAUUCAUUCCAUGCUAUUAUGGGUUGCAAUCGCAGAGCUGAUGGACGAUUUACGUAAAUUGUAUAAAAAGAUAAAUGCACCUUACCUGAGUCCUUUUCAAUUUGCAAUUUUUGGCGCUUAUUUGAAUGAGAAUAUGCCACAAAAUUAAACUGAAAAUAUUGACAUUUAUGUCAAAUAGGUCACUGUGCAUAGCAAUCGUGAUUUUCUAGUUUUUGUAUAAGAUAAUGCCACGUUUACAAAGCGGUUUUUUAACGAUUUUUAAAAAAGGAAUUUCCAUUUUGUAACACGGUUUAGUUGAUACUGUUUAAGCAAUGACUGAAAAAUAGGUAAGUCAUAAUGAUUGUUACGAUGUUACGAUAUUCUAUAGUAAAAAUUUGUUUGACUUGUAUUUUUUAAACGCGGUGUAAACGCAGUUGAUAUUUUACUGAGUCAUAUAAAUCACUAUUGCUAUGAAAAAAUGUCAAUUUUCUCAAAUGUCAGUAUUUUCCUAUUUAAGUUCAAGGGGGCUAUAAGUGCACUUUCGGCCGGAUUCCGCACUCAGGUAUGUCCAAAUUGCGAAAACGUUGACCAGCCCUGUCUUUUAAUUGUGAUAUGUUUUAAACCAUGUUAAUCAAACAAUAUAAUCGAGGCUUGUUUGGAA
Molecule: messenger RNA, 5702 nt
Organism: Tribolium castaneum (red flour beetle)
Lineage: Eukaryota; Metazoa; Arthropoda; Insecta; Coleoptera; Tenebrionidae
Gene: c11.1
Product: c11.1
Exons: 8
Coding region: 98-5041 (1647 amino acids)
Cellular component (GO): cytoplasm
Source: RefSeq, a predicted model, not a curated record